GCAGAGCCCGGCCGGCGGCGCAGGACGGCGGAGGAGCCCAUGCCCUUUCCCAUGGGCAGCCUGCCCGCCUAUCAGCAGGGCACCCUGGCCUGGGACUUGCCCGACAUGAUCAAGAUGGUUAAGCUGGUUUGGAAGUCCAAGGGCGAGCUGCGAGGGGCGAAGCACCGCGCGCCGCCCGACAGCGAGGAUGCCCUGGGCGCGCUGGCAGGAGAUGCACGGGUGAGAGGUCAGACAGGGGUUCUCGCUGAGCGCCGCGGCUCCUACCCGUUCAUCGACUUCCGUCUUCUCAACAAUACAACGCUCUCAGGGGAAAUUGGCACAAAGAAAAAGGUGAAAAGACUGUUAAGUUUUCAGAGGUAUUUCCAUGCAUCCCGGUUACUGCGUGGAAUUGUACCACAAGCCUCUCUGUACUUACUGGAUGAGGACUACCUUGGGCAAGCAAGGCAUAUGCUAUCCAAAGUGGGAAUGUGGGAUUUUGACAUUUUCUUGUUUGACCGCUUGACAAAUGGAAACAGUCUUGUGACAUUGCUUUGUCAUCUCUUCAAUGUGCAUGGACUUAUUCACCAUUUCCAGUUAGAUAUGGUUACACUACACAGGUUUUUAGUUAUGGUUCAAGAAGAUUACCACAGCCAAAACCCGUACCACAACGCCGUCCACGCUGCUGACGUUACACAAGCUAUGCACUGCUAUCUAAGGGAGCCCAAGCUUGCCAACUUCCUUACCCCUUUGGACAUCAUGCUUGGACUGCUAGCUGCUGCAGCUCAUGAUGUAGAUCAUCCGGGGGUCAACCAGCCCUUUCUGAUCAAAACUAAACACCACCUCGCCAGCCUGUACCAGAAUGUUUCCGUGCUAGAAAAUCACCACUGGCGGUCUACAAUCGGCAUGCUUCGAGAGUCCCGGCUCCUGGCCCACCUGCCAAAGGAAGUCACACAGGAUAUCGAACAGCAAUUAGGUUCCCUAAUCCUGGCAACAGACAUAAAUAGACAGAAUGAGUUUUUGAUCCGUCUGAAAUCUCACCUUGACAAUCAGGAUUUGAGACUGGAGGAUGCACAAGACAGACAUUUUAUGCUUCAGAUCGCRCUCAAGUGCGCCGACAUCUGCAACCCGUGCCGCCUGUGGGAGCUGAGCAAGCAGUGGAGCGAGCGGGUCUGCGAGGAGUUCUACCGGCAAGGUGACCUGGAACAAAAAUUUGAACUGGACAUAAGCCCUCUUUGUAAUCAGCAGAAGGACACAAUACCAAGCAUACAAAUUGGGUUCAUGACGUACAUCGUAGAGCCACUGUUUGAGAGGUGGGCCCAGUUUACAGGAGACACCCCCCUCUCCGAAAACAUGCUAAACCAUCUCAGGAGGAACAAGGCCAAGUGGAGAAGUUUGCUCCACAAGCAGCACAGCAGCAACAGAAGCAGCGACCACUCAGGUCAAGUGACUGGCAGCCAAGAACAGACUUUCAAUGAAGAAGAGACGCCUUAGUGGCAGCUUUGCACUUUUCCCUUAGAGCACUGCUAUCUCUGUCUCGGUCAUAGCAGCAAACAAAAUCCCAAGAGGCCAGGGAGCCUGUUGGCAAGAACAUGGAGAAGAAACAGCGAGGAGGGCUGUGCGAGGGGUGUCACGAACAAACCCAUGGCUCUGCCGCGGGGCCCAGCGCGGAUCUCCUUCCUGUYGCUCUCCCCCUUCGCUCUGCGUCUGCCUGAAGCCACUUGUCACUUGUGACCCUGGACUGCGGGGCCGCUCAGCGGUGCCGGUACCAGCCAGGCCGGCGACUGCGGCCACUGAGCGGGGAGGAGGCCCGAGAGACCGGGGGAGCUAACGGCGCUCUCCGUUCUCUCUCCAUUCACCAUGAGUCAUGCUGUGACAUAUGUACAUAGGCCCUGAGCACCCUCCACUUUCCAGUCUGGCAGCUGGGCUGCACAUUAAGCCACCAGCAUCUUCAAAAUCCAGAGGACACUGGCUGAGCAAGACGGCGCUCGCAGAGGGCAGAGACAGACCGGUUAUUUUAGUAAUUAAAACAAACAAAAAACAAAACCUUUUUAACUUUUGUAUUCUGUGCACUAAACCACCAACGUAAAAACUUCGGACUGAAGUUGCUCUUCGUAUACACAACUCCAGUGUAACAAAGCUCAUUUUGGUAAUCAUUUUUAUGCCACUUUGGAUAAAAGACUGGCAUCUUCUCACUGCAAGGAACAGAAUUCCCUCGCAAGUGAAGGGGAAGGUGUUGUACAGUCUAAACCUUUGAAACAUGAACAGAUCUAUCUUUUAAGUACUGUUUCAAAUAACAUGUUUAUAUUCAUAUGUGUACAUUUUCUGUAAAUACAAAGCGCUACUGAUUCCCAUGCCAAAAUACUGGAGUACUGUGGGAUUGCUACCUGUAUAAACAUUGGCACUGUGAACAGAAUACUGUUAGUUUUAAUACAAGAGAAAGCAUUUGUAAAUACGGUAUAGAGUUUAUUAAUAUACACCAUCAUUUGUGGAUAAAAGCCUUAACUUCUAACAUCCUUCAUCUUCUGAUAGCUGCCAAAAUCAUGUUAUCACAAGAUACRAUUCUGAACUGCCUUUCCACUAUCAAAGGUGUGCCCAAGGUCAUCUCGGAACGAAGGCUGGCACGACACCUUCCCAAAAACUUCAGACGCAUUCCACGUGAGUCCCUGUUGCUAAAUCCAUGGCACCUUGCACGGCCAGUUUGGGCAAAUGCCUCACAGAGCCUGAAGUCUCAGUUUAAACAAAGCAAAACCACACAGCACCACCACGUCACUUGACAGUUCAACCUGAUUAACAUUUAUUCACAAGUUUGAGUCUUUAUUAACUAGCGUAGUGAUCUGCUAAGCACAACAUCUAGUUGUUCUAAAAUCCAGUUGUUUUCCUGAGCAAUGUUGAAGCGUAGGUGAUUUUUCCAUACCUUCCCUUCUUACAUAGGCAGCMUCUAAAUGCACCUCUAUUUUUAUUUUCAUUUAAAAAGAAAAUCCAUCUGAUAUUCAGAUCAGUCUCACUCAAUGAAGAAAAAAUCUUUUGUAGCCAAUCUGUUAAGCAAAAUCUCUUCACUGUUAUAAUAGCUGAGGAAGUUUCUAUGUCCUGGUGUUUUUGAAAGAUACAUGGCCUUAGUUAUGCCAUAAACAACCUCAGUUCAGAUAUUCUUUACACACCUUUUCUUAAGCUUCCAUCAGUUUUGAUGGGAUGGCUUUCAUGAGCACUGCUGCAUUGCACCAAGUGUUUGCACCCUUUACUCCCCACUCCCCAAAAAUCAUAUUAAAGCACAGCGUUGUUAUGAACUUCCACUAUAUCGAGUCUGUAUAGCUAUUUUCCAACAAAAAUAGCACCUGCUGCCAUAUAAUUAUCUUGUGUAAUGAUUACCUUGGAGAGACCAAAAGGAAAACACUUUUUAAGUUUGCAUUUGAAAAAAAAAUAAGAUUAUAUUUGUUCAUAAAAGCGCAAGAGAAGAAGUGGUGGAAUUUUUCUCAAUCAAGGAGGAUUGCCUGGGUUAGACAAAGUUUUCAUUCUUAUGAGGUGCCUGGUAUGUUUAGAGGAAAAUGAAAAUCACGGAGAUUCUACUCAUUCUAAUUCACAGAAGAGAGGUAUCUUCAGAAAAAGGUAUUGACACACAAUGAACUAGGUGGACAUCAACUGUAAGCACGAGUUAUAUUAAGAUAAAUGGUUUUCUUCUACCAACUUACAGACUAUUUUGUCAAGCAGUAGAGAAUUUCCUUCCUCCUCACCUCUUUAAAGGGAACUCACAAAUUGAAAGUACUGCGAGACCAGGUAACAAUCACAGGGAGGGAGUUCUAGAAGAAUAAAAUUAUUUCUAACUACAGGACAUCAAUGCCUUUUUAACCACCUGAUAGUGGGAGUGGGAGCAUCACCAUUUCACAGCCUUUCAGGUGUAUUUUUUCUUUCUCCUGACAGAUUUGGAAGGCAAAACAAACAGUGUAACUCGUGUAGGCAGCACAUUGGGUACAAACAAAAGAACAGCAUUUCCUUCCUGCUAAAAAGUGGAAGUCGCCUCCAUCAAGUUCAAAGAAUUUUUUAAAAAAUAUUCUGAGGCUUUACGUAAGCAAACCUGGCGUUUAAGGAGCAUAAAAGCCUGUUGACAGACACAUCAUUGUGCUGUUUCUGAGGGGCUUCCAGAAAGUAGAGAGAAUUCAGCACAUACCCAGUGAGUUCUCUUACAGCUGCGGUACCACCAAGACCUUCUGUGUAAUUACAGCCUCUGAAGGCAUCAAAAGUUAGUGCUCACCAACUCAAAACUUCCUAAUAAACAUUUUAAGAACAAUUUUGCAAAGAACAGAGGAUUUACUGUUUGUGUCUGAACACACUUGAUAGAUUUCAGUGACCUUGUCUGGUGAAACACUGCUUGGAAGAGGUUUGGGCUGGCUCCAGAGGCAGCCAAACUGCACCCRACUCAACCCAUUUGACAGCACCAAYGUUCAGUAUAUGCUGAUGUGACACAUCUACRGUGUUUGGCUUGGAGAACAUUUCUGCACUGGGAUUUCUCCCCAACAGAACACUAGAGGGACAGAAUGGAGGAYGAAAAAAAUAUAUUUAAUUCCCCACCAGCCCUAUCAACCAUUUUAAAGAAUGUGCAAAUUAUUGCUCUUUCCUGCUGGGUCUAUGCAGCUAACAGUUCCUGAAGUUUUAUAACUGAGUUAGGUUUUCAUAUAUGUAAUGAAGGAAGCAGAAAACUGCUAAGAACAAGAGGCUAAAAAUGCUCUCAGAUAUACCACACAAACAGAAUUCACUUGAUUAAAACCCAGUUUCUCUAAAUGCAGAUUUCAUACCUCCAGAGGGGAAUUCUGUGUGUUGGAAAGAAAAAAAAAAGUAGGAAUAAGUGGAACUUUUAGAUAUGUGUUUUUGUAAAAGGUAUUACCUGUCCUGGGGGUAUUGAAGGUCAGCAUUGUAGUCACCAGCCAUAAGGAUAUGGGGGGAAACAGGACUGUACUUUGUAGAUGCAGAGGAGAGAGGGGGGUAGCUGAUGUUGAGUGGGAACGUACAUAUGAUGGAAGUAUGAAUGGAGAAUGGCAGAAGGAAACAUGCUCUGCAGUGCUGCCUUAACUAAGCUAAAAUGCGGGACUUUUUUUGUAUAACUUCCUGGUUUUGAUAAAGAAAAGCAAGGUCUCUCAGUUGAUCGCUGAGAAGGCUGCUACCACGGUGAACAGAAUAAGCCGGUUUUCUAUCUGCAUAGCUCUCUUACUAAAUCUUGUAGUCUGCAGUUGAUCUCUAUUAUUAAAGUUUUCAACAGGUAUCAGCUCCUUCCAAAUCAGCUCUUCUUGGAAAGGAGAAGCACUAAAUUGGUUCUAAUUAUCAGGUAUCAGAGUGCAGGCCAUAAUUUAUAGCCUUAUAAUUAAGUCACUCCAUUAAGCUAUCUCUAAAGCACUCCAUCUUGUGUCCUCACCAUCCCUAGUUCAUUCCCCACAGAAUCUAUGCUUCAAUAUGAAGCACGAUCCUGCAAAUCCUGCCCUCGCCCCCACCCCCUCCCAAAAUAAAAAAAAAAGCACCAAAAAAGAGGGCACGUUUCAUGCCAAGAACAUGUAUCCAAAAUACUUCGAUUGGUGCAAGYUAUUAUUCUAUUCUUUGUUUCUAUAAGCCACCCUAUAUUUUAGGUACAUAAACUUUAAAUGCAGAGUGCAAGUUUGACUUGGAUGUAAAAUAUAUUCUGCUUCUCUUUGAAUUCAAGAUUGUAUAUGUCAUGUUUAUUGUAAAGCAUUUUAUAUAUACACAUUCACAUAUCUUACACAACUUUAUGGGCCAAACAGUGGUCCCACCAACUGCACUGGGACCAAGAACCAGCCCCCAUAUGUGCGUAUAUCUGCCAUAUGCAUCAUUCUGAAAGGAAGCA
This is a messenger RNA of Nothoprocta perdicaria, 5824 nucleotides long. RefSeq names its product phosphodiesterase 7B (gene PDE7B). NCBI's taxonomy places the organism in Eukaryota, Metazoa, Chordata, Aves, Tinamiformes, Tinamidae. The coding region runs from base 40 to 1470 and encodes 476 amino acids. Gene Ontology annotation, molecular function: 3',5'-cyclic-AMP phosphodiesterase activity. The transcript has 12 exons. The record is from RefSeq and is a predicted model, not a curated record.